This is a messenger RNA of Nicotiana tabacum (common tobacco), 492 nucleotides long. The record is from RefSeq and is a predicted model, not a curated record. NCBI's taxonomy places the organism in Eukaryota, Viridiplantae, Streptophyta, Magnoliopsida, Solanales, Solanaceae.
AUGGAGCCUUGCCUCAGAAUUUAUAGGCAAUUAUCAGAAGAGGUGUCUGGAAAAGAUGCCUUUUCAGAGGAAUACGCUGCCUGCCGCGGUUCUACCGCGACCGCGCCAGAACCGCGGCCAGAUAGGCUCUCUGAAUCUUCCUGCCGCGGUUCCACCGCGGUCGCGGUAGAACCGCGGCCAGAGAGACCCUCUGAAUCUUCAGCAAGAUUCUGGCGUUGGCGUGCAGACUUCCACUUUAGACACUUCGAUUAUUGUUUCCCACCAGACUUCUAUGCCAGGGUGGGAAUUGCGGGAGUUCCUGCUGAUACUAAGAAUAUGUGCAGAACUAGGAUAGUUGACGAUCAAUGGAUACUGAUAUGGAAUGAGGAAUUCGAAUUCCCAAUUCAUGUUCCUGAACUGGCUUUGCUUCGGAUUGAUGUUAAAGAUUAUGACCCCUCGGGAGAAGAUGAAGUUGCCGGACAAACAAGCUUGCCACUUUCUGAGCUCUCUUGA